UGGACACAAAUUUCAAUCAGAUUUCGCCCAAUUGCGUACAUUUUAUUUAAAAACGUGACAUGUGAAACCCGAAGAAAAUUACUUGGCCAAAUUGAAAGAGCUUAUUGAAUUGAAUUGAUGGCGACGAUAUAUAAAAGUCUUCUUCAGCCUCUGGCGCAAUGGGUGAUGGCGGAGCAGCCGCGGCGGUAGGGGUUGGCCUGCUGGUGCGAGAGGCAGUUGUAGUACGAGUUGCCGCGUCUCCGGCACGGGAUGGUGUCGGCGGCCAAGGCGGCGUAGCUUAUGUACCGCGUCUGGGCCAGAACCCGCCGGCUCAUCUCCGAUUCCAUCGACAUCUCCUCCCCCUCCCCGCCGCAGUCUCCGACCAGAUCUCCUCCUCCGCCGCCGCAUCUCGCUCUCGCACGGCGGGUCAGUAGCGCCGCGUGGCGGUCCACCGGCACCGCCGACGAUUCCGCGGCUGGAAUCAUCGCCGCCGAUGAUAAUGUCAGGACCACAAUC
Messenger RNA from Cuscuta campestris, 495 nucleotides. Lineage: Eukaryota; Viridiplantae; Streptophyta; Magnoliopsida; Solanales; Convolvulaceae. The record is from the annotation of a GenBank genome assembly.